AUGGCAUCUCCACCACCUCCACCCCCCUAUAGCGACCCAAACCAACAUGCUUACCCACAAGGUUACGCCCAACCAGAUCCCUAUGGUCAACAACAAGCUCCCCCUGCUGCGGGAGGCUAUAGCCAAGACCCACCCUAUGGUCAACAAGCUUAUGGUCAGCCCGCUCCAACUCCACAAGCUUCCGGUCCUCCUCCGCCUGCCGGUUCUGCACCGGGUCCCCAUGGGGGGCGAGGCAAGAGACGUGGAUAUGCAGAGGAGCAAUAUGAUUUCGGCGCUGGGGCAAAUGCGGGCCUCACACCUGCCCAAAAUCCACUUUAUGCAGGCCAGUCGAUGGGUGGCUAUCCGAACACGCAGGAGCAACAACAGAGUCAAUUUGUUUCGCCCAUGGGGGGUGCACCUCCUGUGAUGGGAGCUCAAGGGGGCUAUGGUGUGCCGCAGGGAAUGUCUGGUGCCGGUGCAGGAAAUAUCGCAGCAGGAGGAUACGAACCUGUGGGGGCACCUGGAAUGGGUGGUGUCACCCAGAGUUUUGGACAGAUGGGCUUGACUCCCGCCGGUGGUAUUCAGAAGGUCCAAUCGCUCAAUACGCUUUUCCCUAUAGAUUUGAUGCAGCAGCCAUUUAAUGUGGCCGAGCUUGAGAUUCCACCACCAGAAAUAAUUUUGCCACCUAAUGCUUCCCUCACACCUUCCCCUACUGCAAAUUGCCCACCUCAGUAUAUGCGUUCCACUAUAAAUGCUAUUCCAACCACUCACGGCCUCCUGAAAAAAUCCAAGCUUCCAUUCGCCCUCAUCAUCCAACCUUACACCUCUCUCCACGAUAAGGAUGAUCCAGUUCCUCUUGUAUCCGAUACAGUUAUCUCCCGCUGUCGGCGUUGUAGAUCAUACAUUAAUCCAUACGUAACAUUUUUAGACAAUGGUCAUCGCUGGCGCUGCAAUAUGUGCAACCUUACCAAUGACGUUCCGCAGGCUUUCGACUGGGACCAAGCAGCACAAAAGAAUUUAGACCGAUGGCGGCGGCCCGAGCUCAACCACAGUGUCGUGGAAUUCAUUGCCCCUCAGGAGUACAUGGUUCGCCCUCCACAGCCAUUGGUUUAUCUUUUCCUUCUGGACGUUAGCUACAGUGCCGUUCAGUGCGGCCUUCUUGCAACAGCUGCCAGGACGAUUCUCGAAAGUUUAGACAGAAUACCGGAUGCAGAUAGACUAAAGUCGAUCCUCAACCCAUUCCUGCCAAUCCCGGGUGACCUGUUGGUGCCUUUGACCGAGUGUAAGGAAGGUAUUGAGAACCUAUUAGGGAAACUCCAGGAUAUGUUCCAGAACUCGCAGAAUGGCUCGAGCUGUAUGGGUAGUGCUCUACAGGCAGGACACAAACUAAUUUCUGCGAUUGGAGGUAAAAUAAUUGUUUUGACAGCGACAUUGCCCAGUUUGGGAGCUGGAAAAUUGGAGAAUCGGGAGGACAAGAAGCUUCUUGGAACUAGCAAGGAAAGUUCGUUAUUACAGACAGCCAACAGUUUUUACAAGUCGUUUGCGGUGGAAUGCUCCAAGAAUCAGGUAUCCGUGGAUAUGUUUUUAUUCUCAAACAGCUAUCAAGAUGUCGCCUCACUCAGUAAUCUGCCCAGGUACACCGGUGGCCAGACCUACUUCUAUCCGGGCUGGAAUGCCACUAGAAGCGAAGACGCCAUCAAAUUCGCAAGAGAGUUUUCAGACCAUCUAUCAGCUGAGAUAGCACUCGAGGCUGUUAUGAGAGUCAGGGCUACAACCGGGCUGCGGAUGCAGACCUUCUACGGCAACUUCUUCAACCGGUCUUCUGAUCUUUGUGCCUUCCCUGCCUUCCCUCGUGACCAGGGAUAUGUUGUCGAAGUGGCUAUUGACGAGCCUCUUGGGAAGCAAUUUGUCUGUAUGCAGACUGCAGUCUUGCAUACAACUUGCAAUGGGGAGCGUAGAAUUCGCAUCAUGACAUUGGCCCUACCAACCACCCAGAAUCUUUCGGACGCUUACGCGUCCGCUGACCAAGUAGCCAUAACCAUGUACUUUAGUCACAAAGCUGUGGAGAAGACCCUGAGCAGCGGAUUGGAGCAAGCCAGAGAAGCGCUGCAAGCCAAAUUGACUGAACUAUUGAUCACGUUCAAGAAAGAGCUCACAGUCAGUCACCUUGGGGCUGCUACACCCCUCUCAUUCGCCGCAAACCUGAAGGGGCUUGUGGUCCUGUUCUUGGGCUUAAUGAAACACGUCGGGCUCCGAAAAUCUGCUCAAAUCCCUACCGAUCUUCGCUCUGCUGCCCUCUGUCUCCUUUCGACCUUGCCGGCACCUAUGCUAAUGCAGUACAUUCACCCAAAGUUCUAUUCGCUUCACGAUAUGCCUGAUAGCUGUGGGCUUCCCGGCCCAGCCGGGGGUGAAAUAAUUCUCCCCCCUGCCAUGAACCUUUCCUCAGAGCGCCUCGCUCCCUUUGGAUGCUACUUGAUUGACGAUACGCAAAUUCAAUUCCUUUGGAUCGGGCCACAAGCUGUUCCUCAGUUGGUGCAGGAUGUCUUUGGUCUACCUGGUGUAGAACAUGUCAAAGUCGGAAAAACCACUCUCCCUCACCUUGAAGGCACUGGGGCAGAAUUCAAUAAACGUGUCAGAGCAGUUGUUGAAAAGAGCCGCAACCACAAAUCUAAAAUGGUCGGCUCUAUCACUGUUCCUCACCUCUAUGUGGUGCGCGGGGACGGCGAGCCAUCCUUGAGACUCUGGGCCCAAACCAUGUUGAUCGAGGAUAGGACCGACCAAGGGGUUAGCUUGGGGCAGUUCCUUGCCCAACUAAAAGAAAAGGUCAACAACUCGUGAUCUCGAUGCAAAUAUUACCACCGAAUAGACAUGGGUAGGCGAGCAAUUGCGCGAAACAGCUUUGUUCUGAAAGUUUUUCCCUAUUUAUUUAUUUUUUCCUCUCGCUGCUGGGGUUUGAAGAAAACAAAUUGCACUGGAGUGGUUUGUGCAGACUUGUAAUUUGAUUGCGGUGUGGCCUUUCUGUACCCGUUUGCUAUGAGCCCAGCGAAAAAUAAUUUACGGCCAUAAGUUUGA
Tuber melanosporum (Perigord truffle) is the source of this 3051-nucleotide messenger RNA. RefSeq lists its product as uncharacterized. Gene Ontology annotation, molecular function: zinc ion binding; SNARE binding. Gene Ontology annotation, cellular component: COPII vesicle coat; endoplasmic reticulum exit site. Bases 1 to 2817 code for a protein of 938 amino acids. The record is from RefSeq and is a predicted model, not a curated record. Gene Ontology annotation, biological process: intracellular protein transport; endoplasmic reticulum to Golgi vesicle-mediated transport; COPII-coated vesicle cargo loading. Lineage: Eukaryota; Fungi; Ascomycota; Pezizomycetes; Pezizales; Tuberaceae. The transcript is spliced from 5 exons.